Molecule: messenger RNA, 1464 nt
Organism: Ochotona princeps (American pika)
Lineage: Eukaryota; Metazoa; Chordata; Mammalia; Lagomorpha; Ochotonidae
Gene: CALR
Product: calreticulin
Biological process (GO): protein folding
Cellular component (GO): endoplasmic reticulum membrane; endoplasmic reticulum
Molecular function (GO): calcium ion binding
Source: RefSeq, a predicted model, not a curated record
GGCGGGCGGGUAUAAAGGCUGCAGCCGGCAGCGGCGUCCGUCCGUACCGCAGAGCCGCUGCUGGACGGUCGUUCUUAAAGGGCCCGCGAGCCGCCGCUGCCGCCGCCGCCCCCUCGGCCCGCCAUGCUGCUCCCCGUGCCGCUGCUGCUCGGCCUCCUCGGCCUGGCCGUCGCCGAACCCGCCAUCUACUUCAAGGAGCAGUUUCUGGACGGAGAUGGGUGGACCAACCGCUGGGUCGAAUCCAAACACAAGUCUGAUUUUGGCAAAUUCGUGCUGAGUUCCGGCAAGUUCUACGGCGAUCAGGAGAAAGAUAAAGGGCUGCAGACGAGCCAGGACGCCCGCUUCUACGCGUUGUCGGCGCGGUUCGAGCCUUUCAGCAACAAGGGCCAGCCGCUGGUGCUGCAGUUCACCGUCAAGCACGAGCAGACCAUCGACUGGGGCGGCUACGUGAAGCUGUUUCCCAGCCUGGACCAGAAGGACAUGCACGGCGACUCGGAGUACAACAUCAUGUUCGGGCCUGACAUCUGUGGGCCCGGCACCAAGAAGGUUCAUGUCAUCUUCAACUACAAGGGCAAGAACGUGCUGAUCAACAAGGACAUCCGGUGUAAGGAUGAUGAGUUCACACACCUGUACACGCUGAUCGUGCGGCCCGACAACACGUAUGAGGUGAAGAUUGACAACAGCCAGGUGGAGUCGGUCCUGGAGGACGACUGGGACUUCCUGCCCCCCAAGAAGAUCAAGGACCCCGACGCCGCCAAGCCGGAAGACUGGGAUGAGCGGGCCAAGAUCGACGACCCCACAGACUCAAGCCCGAGAGACUGGGACAAGCCUGAGCACAUCCCGGACCCCGACGCCAAGAAGCCAGAGGACUGGGACGAAGAGAUGGAUGGCGAGUGGGAGCCGCCGGUCAUCCAGAACCCCGAGUACAAGGGUGAGUGGAAGCCGCGGCAGAUUGACAACCCCGAUUAAGGCACGUGGAUCCACCCAGAAAUCGACAACCCCGAGUACUCUCCGGACGCCAACAUCUAUGCCUACGACAGCUUUGCUGUGCUGGGCCUGGAUCUGUGGCAGGUCAAGUCCGGCACGAUCUUUGACUUCCUCAUUACCAACGUCGAAGCCUAUGCUGAGGUUGGCAACGAGACGUGGGGUGUCACAAAGGCGGCCGAGAAGCAGAUGAAGGACAAGCAGGAUGAGGAGCAGAGGCUGAAGGAGGAAGAGGAGGACAAGAAGCGCAAGGAGGAGGAGGAGGCGGCGGAGGACGAGGACGACGAGAAGGACAAGGAGGAGGAGGACGACGAGGAGGAGGACGAGGAGGACGACGCUGCCCAGCCAAGGACGAGCUGUAGAGGCCAUGCUGCCCGCUGCGGGCUGGACUGCGGCCCGCGCUCCCGCCGCACAGCGGCCGCGCCCAAUAAUGUCUCUCUAGCGAGUGUCAUUUGUAACCCGUCCGCCUUGGUCGAAUGA